GGUUAUCACAGUAGCUUGGUUAGUUAGCUAGCCACGAAAAGCUUGGCCGUGUAUCCGCAAUUUACAGUUUUAUUCCUCUUAAAGUACUUUCAGGAUUGCGCGUUGCUAUUUAGUUAUUGUCUUCUCACGCCUGCAAGAAAGGAUAAUCGCCGGACAUUGUGUUUGCACGGAUCCCAAUGAUGAGUUAUGCUGAAAAGCCAGAAGACAUCACAAAAGAAGAGUGGAUGGAUAAAUUAAAUAAUGUUCAUAUACAGAGGGCGGAUAUGAAUCGGCUCAUUAUGAAUUACCUGGUGACAGAGGGAUUCAAAGAGGCUGCUGAGAAGUUUCGGAUGGAGUCUGGGAUCGAGCCAAGUGUGGACCUGGACUCUUUGGAUGAAAGGAUAAAGAUUAGAGAGAUGAUCCUGAAGGGACAGAUACAGGAAGCUAUUGCACUCAUCAACAGCCUACACCCAGAGCUGCUUGACACCAAUCGAUACUUGUAUUUUCAUCUGCAGCAGCAACAUUUGAUUGAGUUAAUCAGGCUAAGGGAGACUGAGUCAGCGUUGGAGUUCGCCCAGACACAGCUGGCCGAGCAGGGGGAGGAGAGCCGCGAGUGUUUGACAGAGAUGGAGAGAACAUUAGCCCUUCUGGCCUUUGACAACCCAGAAGAGUCGCCCUUUGGAGAUCUGCUCAACAUGAUGCAGCGACAAAAGGUGUGGAGUGAGGUGAACCAAGCUGUGCUGGACUAUGAAAACAGGGAAUCGACGCCCAAACUGGCUAAACUCCUGAAGUUACUGCUGUGGGCACAGAAUGAGCUGGACCAGAAGAAGGUGAAAUAUCCCAAAAUGACUGACCUUAGCACGGGCACCAUCGAGGACCCCAAGUGAACAUGACAGACGAGAACAACCAACUUCCACGUCCCCUUAAUUUAUGAUCAGUCAGUGACUGUGUGACAACCAGGUAACAUAUGUGUAUAAACAAAUGCUACAUUGUUUUUUCAUGUUUCAUUCAUGAGAGGUAAGAUUAAAUCAUUGUGCAAACUGUAAAUUGCUGUAUUUGCAAAUUGACAGAAAUUAUUUAGUUUAAAUACCGAUCCAGGAUUUUUAGAUAGAUCUUGGAGACAAAAAAAUUCAAAUAGCUGUUUUAUAUUUUGUCUCUCUAAAGCCUAAGCAGUACUAUUAUUUAUUGUGACCAUUUCCCCACCAAGACAUUAUUUUGCCAGAAAGCCAGAAAGAGAGUUGAUGGUAUAAAUGAACAAUGUUAAUACUGUGGCGUGUGUGGAGCUAAAAGCUGAGCUCCUCAGGAUGGAGGGAAGUAUAACUAAUGGUUUAAACUUUGAAACAACAGACACACAAUUUCCCUUUUUUCUUUUUUUAAAUGAAGAUAUGUUUAAAUUGAGAUGGCAUACUGCAAGAGUCUAGAUAGUUUCAAAACAGAAAUAUGUUUAAAAUUUAAAUUUCAUACACAAAAUGUGAGUAUUUUUCAACUAAAUGGAAUAACACACUUUAUUAAUGUAAUAUACUUUUAAUUAAUAUAAUAUUUUAGGAUUUUAUUUAGGAUGAUGUUUGACGAUUUGCUAUUGAAUCAGCCAAUUGCUUUCUACACCUUGAAAUUUGACUGUACCUUUACAGUAUGUCUAUGGGAUGACCUGCCUUGCAAAGUUAUCGUUUUGCGUCUGUGUUCGAGACGGUGAAAUCCGCCCUGACUGACGGGUUAAAAUCAGAGAUGGCUCUCUGAGUUUGGUAUGCACCCCCCCAAACAUGCUCCAAAUGGUUAUUUUUGGUUUUAUGAUACAAGGGGUUGAGGUUAGAUAAUGAUUUAUAUGCUGCGUGAGAGAACGGGUUGCUAAGGAAUGACGGGGGCCGAUUACUGCAACUCUCUAGUUUGAAAACGCUGAUAUAUAAAAUCUGUUCAGGGUGUAAGAGCAAGAACAUGAUCAAAUCAAUGUCAUUUUGAAUCUGAACAGGCGUUUUGAAAAAGGUCACAGAACUUGCUGUCCAUUUUGCCACUUUUAAAGCCGUUAGUAUUUUCACUUUAACUGCAUGUAAAUGUAUCUUUUUUUCAAUGGGGAAAGACACUUGUGCGUGUUAAUUUUGUUUGUUUACUUUUAUAAAAAAAACAAACUUGCUGCUAGUUGUCCAUCCUUAAUUUCUUUUAAGGUUGUAAUGUCUUUAUACAUAUUGGCUUUGACAAAUACUGAGACCCAGAGAGCUCACAUCCCUUUUAUUAUUCAACAUUUUUAAGAUCAGAUUUGCAAUUAUUAAAAUAAACAAAACUUUUGUG
Chelmon rostratus (copperband butterflyfish) is the source of this 2262-nucleotide messenger RNA. Its product is annotated as glucose-induced degradation protein 8-B homolog. Lineage: Eukaryota; Metazoa; Chordata; Actinopteri; Chaetodontiformes; Chaetodontidae. Gene Ontology annotation, molecular function: protein binding. Gene Ontology annotation, biological process: positive regulation of canonical Wnt signaling pathway; proteasome-mediated ubiquitin-dependent protein catabolic process. The record is from RefSeq and is a predicted model, not a curated record. The transcript has 5 exons. Gene Ontology annotation, cellular component: cytoplasm; nucleus. Bases 177 to 866 code for a protein of 229 amino acids.